AUGUCGACCAUCGCGGCAGGUCGUUUCGCGAAAGACGACGUCGAUCACGAGACGAAAUGGUGGAAGGAGUACCCGUCCAAGUGAGUUGAAUAUGUACAGUAAUUGGUCGCUAAGGUGUUCAAGUGUACAUAAAGGAAGAAAUGGUCUCGCCAGGAUUAGGAGAGAGCUUGUUCAAUGUCACGUCCGUUUUGAGGUACUACGUGGAGCGUGCCCGUCCACAAAACUUCUACGACGAGUACAUCCAGAACACGUGGAGCAAGCCGAAGCGUCUCGCGCGCUCCGCCUCCUUCACCAACCUGACCUACAUCCGCGACAAGGACAUGGACUAUCCGAUUCCGAAAUCCGACUCGGUCUCCACACUUUCUCCGUCGCACGCUUUGCCGCAGUAUUGUAGGUUUGUUGUGUCUGUGAAGAUGUGUAAAAUGUACACAAUUUGAUAUGAACCGUCCAGUUUGCAGAGAAGCGCAACGCAUCGUGCACACGGUGCCGGUGUACAAGCCGCACGUGCACGACUGGUACAACAAUAGCUACAGUGCGGCGCGUUGGAGGGACACGCAUCGGGAGGUGAACAAGCCGUACAAGCCGUUGGACACCUACAUCUCGCCCGCCUCUUCUCACGUGCCCUACUACACGUUCCAGACGAAACGCAUCUUUUUCGAUGAGGUAAAAUUGUUGUUUGGCUACUGUUUAGAAACUAGCGCACAACUCAAAAAUGAUGACAUUUGGAGCAAAAUGAUCAACUGCAAAGUUGUUGAGCGUAAAAUUUGCUACAACUUUUCAGUUGAACACUUUUUCAAAUAAUCAUCGGUUCUUGAGAUAUAGGCGGUUUUCGAGUAGAGCGAAAGAUGUGAAUUCCAAUUUUUCCAGAAAGCCCGUCAACUGGCUCCGUACCUGAAAGAAUCGCAACGCUACAUGGACAGAUACGUGUCUUCUCGUCUCAAGGUACCGAAUUUCGUUGAGAUCUCUACAAUAUUUUUGUUCAGGCCGACGACUACGCGAAUCGUUUUGCGUACACCGCCUACGAGUGGAGAAAGCCGCAGGAUCACGCGUUCAACCGCCAAUUCAUGACCACCCAGAGAGUUUGUUCAAUUUAUAGAAGAAAUGAUGUGUCGAUAAAACGGUUUAAAGGUGUUCGUCUCCACUCCGACCGGUCUCCCACACGAACACUACGAUAAACUGGCGCUUCGUCGCCUCUACAAGCGUACCGGACGUUUCUUCUUCUGA
Molecule: messenger RNA, 1224 nt
Organism: Caenorhabditis sp. 36 PRJEB53466
Lineage: Eukaryota; Metazoa; Nematoda; Chromadorea; Rhabditida; Rhabditidae
Source: the annotation of a GenBank genome assembly